AUGGCUUAGGUUAAUAAGAGGAAGCAAUCUAAAUCUUUGGAUGAUAGUGAAGGUGAAGCAGUGUAAGGUCGGUGGAUAAAGGAAGAGCAUUAGAGAUUCGUAGAGGCAUUGAGCUUACAUGGAAAGAAUUGGAAGAAAGUUGAGGAAUAUGUUGGUACAAGAAGUGGAGCAUAAAUCAGAUCUCAUGCUCAGAAAUUUUUCAAUCGUUUAGAGAAAGAGUUUAAUUAAUAAUUUAAUGGACUGAAGAGUUCGGAGAUCAAGGAAAUCUUCGAAAACAAGAAAUUUCAUUAAUUUUCUGAAGGAGAUUACAUGCAAAUGAAAUAGAAGAACAACUCUAUCAUGGAUGUAUCUGACGAUGAAGUCCAGAUAAAUGUGGAGUCUAUGCAAAUGGAAUCCAACCAAUAAUAGCAAUAAAUUAAAGCCCAAUUGCAAUAAGGUAUACUUGACCUCAAUCUGCCUGACUCCCAAACUCAUAAUCCUACUAAAGAAUAAGUCACGAAAUAUUAGUAAUAAUAAAGGAAAAUCCAAAAAAAACUAUAAGAUGUUUAAGACAUGAAUCAACUACCAGAUGAACUCCUUAAAGAAAUUUGCAUUUUGCACAAAGAAAAAGGACAGAUCAUGGCUAUUUAACAGAUUCAAAAUGCCUAUCAAUCCAUCUCAGAAGUCAAUCUGAAUGAUGAAUUGCAGAAUCAACAAAUACAUCAAGAGUAGAAGCAACCCUCCACCCUGGAUCAAGAUAAAAACUAAGAAUCUAGGCCAGGAAAUGAUGAGUCCUUUUUUCAUUUUAUCAUGGCCAAAAUUUCAAAGUAUUUAAAGAAUAGGAAAUUGAGUUUAUCUGAUUUAAUAAAUGUACCUAAAUCUGAAUAAGAGAUCCAAUUAGAUUCUCAUCCACAAAAAUGUGAUCAACAGCAAGAGGCUGAAGGACAAAGAAGUAGAAAACAAUCAUUUACUUUUUAUAACGAUUAAGACGAAGAUAACGAAGCUCGAUAUUAGAAUCUUAAGAAAACUAAAAAAGAUUGA
This is a messenger RNA of Paramecium tetraurelia, 1020 nucleotides long. RefSeq lists its product as uncharacterized. The transcript has 5 exons. Gene Ontology annotation, molecular function: DNA binding. The record is from RefSeq and is a predicted model, not a curated record. NCBI's taxonomy places the organism in Eukaryota, Ciliophora, Oligohymenophorea, Peniculida, Parameciidae.